AAAACUUUAAUAAAAAUAACAAAAUAUCUGUUAAAAACAAUUUAGAAUUGUUACUUUAACAAAGUAACAUGAGUUUCCAACAAAUGUAACAAAAAUAAAUAAAGAAAAUCUUAAUAUUUUAUAAUAGUGUGUAUACAAAGAAAAAAAAUGAUGGCUAGACGUGGUGGGAAACGCAUAAGGAUGGAUGAUCCACCACCCGAUUAUGAAGAGCAAGGGGAAAAUCUCAAUGAUUCCAUAUCGGAUGGUGAUAGUCCCACUAAGCGCAUGACGCGCUUAAGAGCUCGAGGUGGUGUUCGCGAUAAACCACCUAUUAUUGAUGAGGACGAGGAUGAUUUUUUUGCCCCGGUCGUGCGUAAACGUAAACCUCAGGCACCACGCAAACCUCCCGGUGAGGGUACGGGUCGCCGUGAGAAAAUCGAUCGGCCACGCAAAGAACAUAUCGAUAAAGAACAAGAACGCAUUGAUAUGGAACGUGAUGUGACCACAGAUGAGAAUAGUUUAUACUUUAUAGUAAGGCAUUCAAAAUCACCCAUUGCCAGCAUAGUGGACGAUUGGAUAGAACAGUAUAAAAUAAAUCGGGAUACAGCGCUAAUCGCUCUAUUGCAAUUUUUUAUAAAUGCUAGUGGUUGUAAGGGUAAAAUUCCAGAAGAUACCGAACAUCCCAUGGAUCAUACAGCGGUUAUUAGAAAAAUGACAGAAGAGUUUGAUGAGGAAAGUGGUGAAUAUCCUUUGAUUAUACCCGGUCAACAAUGGAAAAAAUUCAAAAUGAAUUUUUGUGAUUUUGUACAAACUUUGGUGAAACAGUGUCAAUACUCUAUAAUAUACGAUCAGUUUUUAAUGGAUAAUGUUAUAUCACUGUUGACGGGUUUGUCCGAUUCCCAAGUACGAGCUUUCAGACACACCGCCACUUUGGCAGCCAUGAAACUUAUGACAGCAUUGGUGGAUGUGGCUCUAUUGGUGUCAAAUAAUUUUGAAAAUGCUGCCAAACAAUAUGAAGCAGAGCGUCUUAAGUCCCGCGAUCGCCGAGCUUCUGAUCGUUUGGAAUCCUUAAUGGCUAAACGAGCUGAGCUAGAAGAGAACAUGGAUGAAAUUAAGAAUAUGUUGACCUAUAUGUUUAAAUCAGUAUUUGUGCAUCGCUAUAGAGAUACUUUGCCCGAUAUCAGAGCUAUUUGUAUGGCCGAAAUAGGUGUUUGGAUGGAAAAUUAUCCUCAAAACUUUUUAGAUGAUUCAUAUCUCAAAUAUAUAGGUUGGACUUUGCACGACAAAGUUGGAGAGGUGCGUUUGCGUUGUCUGCAAGCCUUAUUGCCUUUAUACGACAAGGAGGAACUUAAAGGCAAAUUGGAAUUGUUCACAUCGAAAUUUAAAGAUCGUAUUGUGGCCAUGACUUUGGAUAAGGAAUUUGAAGUGGCGGUUCAUGCGGUUAAAUUGGUUAUAAGUAUAUUAAAAAUUCAUCCGGACAUAUUGGCCGAUAAAGACUGUGAAAUUGUUUAUGAAUUAGUUUAUUCUUCGCAUCGUGGCGUUGCCCAGGCCGCUGCUGAUUUCCUUAAUGUACGCCUAUUUCAUUUAACAGCAGAUAUGGAAGAGACUAAAACGAAAAGAGGCAAAAUACGUCUACCCAAUACUCCGUUAAUACGUGAUUUAGUGCAAUUUAUGAUUGAAUCAGAAUUACAUGAGCACGGUGCCUAUUUAGUGGACUCCUUUAUGGACAACAAUACCAUGGUAAAAGAUUGGGAAUGUAUGACUGAUUUGUUGCUUGAGGAGCCGGGGCCCAAUGAAGAAGUUUUAGACAACAAACAAGAAUCAACAUUAAUUGAAAUUAUGGUCAGUAGUGUGAAGCAGGCGGCGACGGGUGAAGCUCCAGUAGGUCGUGCCAGUAAUCGUAAAAUAUCGCUCAGUGCUAAAGAACUUAAAGCCAUACAAGAUGAAAAAGUGCGUUUAACGGAACAUUUCAUUGUAACUUUGCCGUCGUUAUUGGAGAAAUAUCAGGCGGAUAGUGAGAAAUUAACCAACUUACUGUCUGUUCCGCAAUAUUUUGAGCUAGACAUUUACACCACAAAUCGUCAAGAAGCUAAUUUGCAGGCCUUACUAGAUAAAAUGAGCUAUAUAAUGUCGGUGCACACAGAUCGAGAUGUUUUGGAGACUUGUGCCAAAACAUUGGAGUAUUUGUGUCGAGAAGGUAGUGCUACCUAUACUAGAUGUGAUGUGGCACGUUCAAAUAUCAUAGACAAUGCUGUAAAUAAAUACAAAGAUUCUAUAGAAGAUUGGCGUAAUUUAAUUGCUGGCGAAGAAUUGCCCAAUGAAGAUGAAAUUUAUAAUGUUAUAAGCUCUUUAAAAGUGGUUUCAAUACUCUUCUCCUCGCACAAUUUAAAUCCUUGGAAUCUAUUUGAUUCGGUGUAUCAAGAUGUCGAUGAGUGCCAGUCUAAAGAAAACCCUGGACGUAAUUUACCCAAUGAGGCUUUAACCUAUUGCAUAGAAGCUUGUUAUUUCUCCAUAAGUUGGGGUUUAUAUUACAUAGAAAAUCAAUGUGAAACUUCACAAAUACCCGAGUCAGUGGCCGAGUUAAGAAAGAAUUUGGAUAAAUACAUGUUUGCCUGCUAUGAACUGACACGUGAUGGUCCCACAGAUCAAAUACAAGAAGCGGCUUAUCAAUCUAUAUGUGAUUUAUUAAUAACCUUCUCCGACCAACUGUCACGUAGUGAAAAUACCAAUGUUCGUAGUUUGGAAUACAAAUCCACUUUGGAUGAGCAAUUGGUUUUGAAUAAUUUUGUGCAACACUAUGUGUUUACUCUAAAGCAAGAAGAUCUUCAAGAUGAAAUUCGUAUUAUGGAGCUGCAUAAGAAACGUAACUUUUUGGCUUCCUACUGUAAGCUAGUAGUCUACAAUAUCAUACCCACCAAAAGUGCCGCUGGCAUGUUUAAAUAUUAUGUCAAAUGCUACAAUGAAUAUGGCGACAUUAUCAAGGCCACCUUGGGCAAGGCUCGUGAAAUCAAUAAAGUUAACUUUGCCUUAACUUUACUUUUGAGUUUAAUAGCCGUCUUUAAGGAUUUACAAAGCCAGUCGGAAAACGAAAAUGUCUCUAAGAAUUCUCAUGAGUUUAGCGACUUGAAAGAAUUGGCGAAACGCUUUGCUCUAACAUUCGGUUUCGAUGCCAUUAAAAAUCGUGAACCCAUUAUAGCUUUACAUCGUGCUGGCAUUUUAUUUGCUGUGGGUGAUGUUCCCGAAGAUCCUGUGGCCGCACCAAAACGUUUACUUUUCCUUGAAGUUCUCAAUGAAUUCAAUCAUAAGUUAUUGAAACAGGAUAAGAAAGUCAUAUUGAACUUUUUGGAUCGUCGUAUUUCACCGGGUAUGCCUUCCAGUAAACCAGAGGAAUAUCAACCGCUAACACUGUAUCGCAAUUCUUUGGUACAUGGAGAGACCGAUCAGGUGCCAGUUGCUACAAAACGGGCCUAUGCUCGCAAGAGACAUGAUGACGAAGAAGAGGAGGAUUACGAAGAAGAACACAAUGAUCCUGAUUAUCGUGGUUAAUUAUCUAGAGUAAACAUUUAUUUAGUUGUAAGUAAGUUAUAAUUUUGUAAUUACAAAUAAGUUGAAAAGUGUAAAAUAUCUAACAAAUAAAACAAUAAAUUGUGUUUAAAAGACAAAAUUUUCCACAAAAUAUAAAA
Calliphora vicina (urban bluebottle blowfly) is the source of this 3662-nucleotide messenger RNA. RefSeq names its product stromal antigen (gene SA1). NCBI's taxonomy places the organism in Eukaryota, Metazoa, Arthropoda, Insecta, Diptera, Calliphoridae. The transcript has 11 exons. Gene Ontology annotation, molecular function: chromatin binding. The coding region runs from base 148 to 3525 and encodes 1125 amino acids. The record is from RefSeq and is a predicted model, not a curated record. Gene Ontology annotation, cellular component: chromatin; nucleus; cohesin complex. Gene Ontology annotation, biological process: sister chromatid cohesion.